GCCCACCUGUCUACCUGCCCGGCUCUGCCUUGCUGGCUGGGGGCUUCCGGGCUCGGCCGAUACUAGGGCGCGUCCCGGACUUCGAGGCAGGGCGGCGGCGGCGGGGCCAGCGGAGCCAGUGGAGCCGGAUCGACACGCAGCAUGGCUUCGGGCUCUUACAACGUCAGCCGCGCCUUCUCACAGGCGCCUCCGCUGCAGAAUCAGCCGGACAACACGGCCUUCACCCAGCAGCGCCUGCCGGCGUGGCAGCCGUUGUUGACGGCUGGCACGGUGCUGCCCCUCUUCUUCGGGCUGGGCCUGGCCUUCUUGGCCAUCGGGCUGAGCCUUUUCUUCACCUCGGAGAAAAUCAAGGAGCUGGAGCUGGACUACACAGGGACUCCAGGCAACAACUGCUCCAACUGUGCCCGCCUGACCAAUAGCAGCGACCCGCGGCGGGUGCGCUCCUGCCAGUGCGGGCUGACCUUCAAGCUGCCCGCCCCCUUCCCGCUGCCCGUCUGCCUCUACUACCAGCUCUCCAACUACUUCCAGAACAACCGGCGUUACAGCAUCUCCCGGGACGACGAGCAGCUCAGCGGGGUGACCUGGGCGCUACGCCACCCCUACCAGGAGUGCAAGCCUUACCGUUACAACAGCCAAGGGGUGCCCAUCGCGCCCUGCGGGUCGGUGGCCAACAGCCUCUUCAACGACACCUUUGAGCUCUUCUACCAGCUGCCCAACGGCUCCCUGGCCAAUGUGACCUUGGAUAAACGGGGCAUCGCCUGGUGGACCGACACCAACGUCAAGUUCCAAAAUCCAGAGCCGGUCAACAACAGCCUGUGUGAUGCCUUCAGCCACACGGCCAAGCCGCCCUUCUGGUCUCGGACGGCCUGCAUGCUGGACCCCUCUGACCGCAACAACACAGGCUUUGUCAAUGAGGAAUUCAUCGUCUGGAUGCGCACAGCCGCCCUGCCCACCUUCCGAAAGCUUUAUGCCCGCAUCCGCCACGAUAACUUCUCGAAGUCACUGCCCCAGGGCACGUACUUCCUGAACAUCAGCUACAGAUACCCUGUGCUGGGUUUCCACGGGAGCAAGAAGGUCAUCUUGAGCACCCUUUCCUGGAUGGGGGGUAAGAAUCCCUUCCUUGGCAUUGCCUACCUGGUCCUGGGCGCUGCCUGUAUCUUGAGUGGCAUCGUCAUGACUGUCAUCCAUCUCAAGUACCGGCAGCAGGAUGAAGAGGAUGAUGAUGAUGAUGAUUAGGAGGCCAACCUGACGUCUCCUUCCCAGGACUUUUUGGAGAGGUUGGACGUCCCAUCAUUGCUUCGGUGGCAUGACGAAGGGCUGGGAGAUGCUGGCGAGGUUAUCCAGAUAGCUGAAAGGCAACAUCUGGGGAGCAUCACGCUGGAUGGGCUUUGGAAAGCAGCAAAUAAAUCAUUGGACCUUAGCGGGAAGUGAGAUUGAUGCUUCUCAACGCAUGAAGAACGAAGCCUAUUAUGUAGCUUUUCUGGAAAAUAAUCCUCAGCUCCAUAAUUUUUCAAAAUGGUGAAGUUGAUUCUUGGGAAACGGCACAAGGGCAUUGAGUGCCACCAUUUCUAAUCUUAGAAGUCCGAUAUGGUGUGGCUAACACAACAUGGUUUGGGGGGAAACCCUGCUGUUCUCCUUAUGAAGGGACUUCUCCCAAACAAACUAUUGUUUAAACGUGAAUGUUGGAAACUAUCAUUAACUUGGAUCUUAGUUUUGGCCUGUUCUUAAAUACUGGGGAGAUAACACAGCAUUUGUUGUUUAUACAAUGUGUACUCAUGGUUAACUGUACGAUGUGUUGUUGCUGAUCCCCUGAGAUGGUAUUGAGUGGGAUAAAUUCAGUUGGCUAAUUCAAAGUUAGUCUAUUGUGCAAAUCUAGCCAAUGAGAAAUGUAUA
Thamnophis sirtalis is the source of this 1893-nucleotide messenger RNA. RefSeq names its product cell division cycle 50 P4-ATPase accessory subunit B (gene CDC50B). The record is from RefSeq and is a predicted model, not a curated record. Gene Ontology annotation, cellular component: plasma membrane; endoplasmic reticulum; Golgi apparatus. NCBI's taxonomy places the organism in Eukaryota, Metazoa, Chordata, Lepidosauria, Squamata, Natricidae. Gene Ontology annotation, biological process: phospholipid translocation.